Molecule: messenger RNA, 777 nt
Organism: Vanrija pseudolonga
Lineage: Eukaryota; Fungi; Basidiomycota; Tremellomycetes; Trichosporonales; Trichosporonaceae
Exons: 2
Coding region: 1-777 (258 amino acids)
Source: RefSeq, a predicted model, not a curated record
AUGGGCCCCAGGCGCUCCUCUGCUCCCUACGCGCCCCGCACGAUCUCCGGCGGCAGUACAGACUGGUUAUCAUAUCAUUAUCGCUAUCGAGGAGUCGGUGGCGUCGUCGUGGCGGCUUUCGUUCGGGGCUUGUUCGCUUGCGAGAUUGCUCAUGUGCUGCUGCUCGUGCUGCUGCUUGUGCUCGUGCUCGUGCUCGUGCUCGUGCUCGUGCUCGUGCUCGUGCUCGUGCUCGUGCUCGUGCUCGUGCUCGUGCUCGUGCUCGUGCUCGUGCUCGUGCUCGUGCUCGUGCUCGUGCUCGUGCUCGUGCUCGUGCUCGUGCUCGUGCUCGUGCUCGUGCUCGUGCUCGUGCUCGUGCUCGUGCUCGUGCUCGUGCUCGUGCUCGUGCUCGUGCUCGUGCUCGUGCUCGUGCUCGUGCUCGUGCUCGUGCUCGUGCUCGUGCUCGUGCUCGUGCUCGUGCUCGUGCUCGUGCUCGUGCUCGUGCUCGUGCUCGUGCUCGUGCUCGUGCUCGUGCUCGUGCUCGUGCUCGUGCUCGUGCUCGUGCUCGUGCUCGUGCUCGUGCUCGUGCUCGUGCUCGUGCUCGUGCUCGUGCUCGUGCUCGUGCUCGUGCUCGUGCUCGUGCUCGUGCUCGUGCUCGUGCUCGUGCUCGUGCUCGUGCUCGUGCUCGUGCUCGUGCUCGUGCUCGUGCUCGUGCUCGCGCUCCGCGCUCCGCACUCGCACACCCUCAAAACCAUAUUCUGGCUGCAUUAUGACACUACGAUAGCUAUCGUACACGAAUGA